UCUUCUACUGCAACUGCAGAUUGUUGUAACAGGAAGAAAUAUUUUUCUUUGGGGAACUAGUUAAAUCUCAGCAGUAGUGAGAAAUUCCAAAUAGUUGUUUCAUUGGUUAUUUGGUUUACCAAACAGGAGGUGGCUCUUUGGCUUCAGGCACAGAAGGGAAUAGCCAAAGCUAAGGGAGAGUCCAGCAGAACCUGACAACCUAGACAUUGAGCAGGGAAGGGUGAUAAAACCAGAGUGAUUUUUGUUGUUAUGGCAUGGAAGGGAGGUUGGCUUAACUGAAGUGAUAGAAGGGGUUAUAUUUUUGUUUUUGUUCUUCUCUUGUUGAUGUUUUUUCUUUGUUCUUGAAGGAUUUGCAGGAUGCAGGCAUCCUGAGGGAACUUGAAACUGCAAUGUUAGAAACACUCAGCAUCUGCUCUUGGUGAGGAGUGAGCCAGGAAACCCUUCUAGCUGUUUCAACAGGCAUGUUUUCCCACAAAGGUAGAAGGACACUUUUCUUGUCAGAAGAAGGGAAUAGUGCCUCCAGCUGCCUGAGCAACUGCUUCAGAGGAUGCCAGAGUUGGAAAUGGGUUGAAAGCCUGGUAGAUGCUUUCUAUUCUGGAUCCGGAGCCCAGGUUUCUGUGUUAUGCAGAAGCUGAAAACAAAUCACAGGGAGAUCCCUGAGAACCCUGAAAGCCAGGAAAUGGAAUGGUUAACAUUUAGGGAUAUAGCCAUUGAUUUUACUGAAGAGGAGUGGGAAUGCCUUCAGCCUGCUCAGAAAAAUUUAUAUAGAGAUGUGAUGCUAGAGAACUAUAGAAACUUGGCUUUCCUGGCCAUGACUCCUAAUCAUACCCAAGAAUAUUCACCACAAAAGGGCCUAAAACAUAUAUUUCAUGAAGUGAUAAGUGCAAAAUAUAGAAGUUGUGAUCUUGACUAUUUACAACAAAUGAAAAUAUGGAAAACUACAAGUGAGUGUGAACACCAGAAAUCAUAUAAAAUAUCAGGCCUUGUUCACCACCAGAGAAUUCAUACUGGAGAGAAGCCCUACAAAUAUAAAAAAUGUUGCAAAGAAUUUAGUAAAAAACAAGGUCUUAUUUACCACAGAGGAACCCAUAAUGGAGAGAAGGCCUACAAAUGUACAGAAUGUGGUAAAGCUUUCAGUCUAAAAUCACUCCUAAUUUGUCACUGCAAAAAUCACACUGGAGAGAAGCCCUACAAAUGUAAAGAAUGUGGCAAAGCUUUUGGUUGAAAAUCAAACUUUAUUUGCCACACCAGAACUCACACUGGAGAGAAGACCUACAAAUAUAAAGAAUGUGGCAAAGCUUUCAGUCGAAAAUCAAACCUUAUUUGCCACAGCAGAACCCACACUGGAGAGAAGCCCUACAAAUGUAAAGAAUGUGGCAAAGCUUUUCAUCAAAAAUCAUACCUUAUUUGCCACAGCAGAACCCACACUGGAGAGAAGCCCUACAAAUGUAAAGAAUGUGGCAAAGCUUUUCAUCAAAAAUCAUACCUUAUUUGCCACAGCAGAACCCACACUGGAGAAAAGCCCUACAAAUGUACAGAAUGUGGCAAAUCUUUUCUUCAAAAAUCAAACCUUAUUUGCCACAGGAGAACUCACACUGGAGAGAAGCCCUAAAAAUGUAAAGAAUGUGGCAAAGCUUUUCGUCAAAAAUCAGACCUCAUUCACCAAAGCAGAACUCACUGGAGAGAAGCCCUUCAAAUAUAAAUAAUGUGGAAAAGCUUUUACUCAAAAAAGCAGGCUUUAUUUGCCACAGAAGAACUCACACUAGAGAGAAGACUUCAAGUGUAAAGAAUUUGGUAAAGCACUCAGUCAAAAAUCACACCUAUUUGACACAGGAGAACUCACACUGGAGAGAAGCCCCACAGAUGCAAAGUAUGUGACAAAGUUAUUACUCAAAUAUUACACCUUAUUUGCCACAGCAGAAUUUACACUGGAGAGAAGCCUUACAAAUAUAAGGAAUGUGGCAAAGCUUUUAUCAAUUAAACAGGCCUUAUUCACCACAACAAAACUCACACUGGAGAAUAGACCUACAAAUGUGAAUAAUGUGGAAAACUUAAUAAAAAAUAAAACUUUAUUCACCACAGCAGAAGACAUCCUGGUGAAGGUGAAAUGUGAAUAAAGUGAUCAUACUUUUAAAGAAAGACUAAACCUUUGGGCUGGGGUUUUCGGUCAGUGGUAGAGCGCUAGCCUCAUAUGUGUGAGAUCCUGGGUUCAAUCCUCAGCACCACAUAAAAAUAAAUAAGUGAAAUAAAGGUAUUGUGUCCAACUAUAACUAAAAAAUAAACAUUAAAAAAGAAAGACUAAACCUUAUUAACAACAGAAUUUAUACAGAAAAGAACCCCUACAAAUUGAAACAAUUCAGCAAAGCUUUUAAUAAUAAAUCAAUUAUUUUUCAUCACUAGGCUCUUUAUUUUGGAAAGAAGACAUAUAAAUGUAGUGAAUGUAGAAACAUUUUAAAUUAUUUAUCAUACAUUACUGGACAUCAGAGAAAACACACUGGAGAGAAGCUCUACAAAUGAGACAAUUGUACUAUUCCUCUAAGAAAGGGAUAACAUUUAAUCCUCUCCACAAUAACCAUAGCAUAGACAAAGUUUUGAAAUGUGAAAAUGGACAAUGUGACAAUGCCUCUAAAAUUUAUUCACCAAUGCUCAACACCUGUAGAUACAUACUGGUUAGAGACAAUACAAAUGGGAAAAAAAUUGUAGCCACAUGUUUCUUAAACACUGCUGAUUUUUGGAGAAUUCAUUGUGCCCAGAAAUCCUAAAGGGUUAAAUAAUAUUUCCAUAACUUAUUCAAAUUUUAAAUUCUUUGAACAUCUGAAAACUCAUACUAGUAGUGAACAUUAAACAGAUUUUGUCCAAAUGUAUGCCUUAUAUAACAAUGAAACAUUUGUAAUAAAUGACUUGACAAAUGUGA
This is a messenger RNA of Marmota monax (woodchuck), 2914 nucleotides long. RefSeq names its product zinc finger protein 626-like. Lineage: Eukaryota; Metazoa; Chordata; Mammalia; Rodentia; Sciuridae. The record is from RefSeq and is a predicted model, not a curated record. The transcript has 4 exons. Gene Ontology annotation, biological process: regulation of DNA-templated transcription. Bases 623 to 1225 code for a protein of 200 amino acids.